AUGGCUGCACCCCCACUCCCCGUAAAUCUGAUGCCCGACCAAACGAGCCCCGAUUGGUUGAACAAGGGUGACAAUGCGUGGCAACUCACGGCGGCCACUUUGGUCGGCAUGCAAAGUAUUCCAGGCCUCGUCAUCCUCUAUGGCAGCAUAGUGAAAAAGAAAUGGGCUGUGAACUCGGCCUUCAUGGCCUUUUAUGCGUUUGCUGCCGUGCUUGUUUGUUGGGUCGGGUGGGGCUACCAACUAUCAUUCAACGUCGACCACAAAUUAACUCAUUUCCUAGGCAGGCCCAAUGUAGCCUUAAAUGAAGAGUUUCUUUUCAGAAAAGCAUUUGCGGGGAACUUUCCCAUGGCGACAAUGGUGUAUUUUCAGUUUGUGUUUGCAGCCAUCACACUGAUUUUGAUUGCUGGGGCAUUGCUGGGGAGGAUGAAUUUUUAUGCAUGGAUGUUGUUUGUACCACUUUGGCUUACCUUCUCUUACACUAUUGUUGCGUUUAGUAUAUGGUGCCCAUCUGGUUGGUUGGCAUCGAUGGGCGUUAUUGAUUACUCUGGAGGGUAUGUUAUCCAUCUCUCCUCUGGGGUGGCUGGCUUCACGGCAGCUUAUUGGGUGGGACCAAGGGCACUGAAGGACAGGGAGAGGUUCCCACCAAACAAUAUCAUUAUGAUGCUGACGGGAGCAGGCCUACUAUGGAUGGGAUGGACAGGAUUCAAUGGUGGAGAUCCUUACAACGCUGGUAUAGACGCACCUCUAGCUGUCAUUAACACCCACGUCUGUACGGCCACAAGCUUGCUGACUUGGCUCAUUCUAGAUAUUAUAUUCUUUAAAAAGCCAUCUGUGAUUGGAGCCACUCAGGGCAUGAUCACUGGUUUGGUCUGCAUCACCCCAGCGGCAGGAGUGGUUCAAGGUUGGGCAGCAAUUCUAAUGGGACUCAUGUCGGGUAGCAUUCCAUGGUACACCAUGAUGGUCCUUCACAAAAAGCUCCCCUUCAUAAAACAUGUAGACGACACUAUGGCUGUAUUCCACACCCAUGCAGUUGCCGGAAGCCUAGGUGGGAUCCUCACCGGCUUCUUCGCUGAGCCCAAGCUCUGCCGCAUCUUCUAUAAUGUAGCAGAAUGGGAGCACUAUAUAGGCCUUGCCUAUGGGCUCAGAGAUGGUCGUUCCAAUGCAGGGUUAAAACAGAUGGGACUUCAAAUUCUUGGAAUUUUGUUCGUAAUAAGCGUCAACAUUGUUGUGACCAGCAUAAUUUGUGUGUUGAUUAACUUUGUAAUUCCACUUCGACUGUCGGAGGAUCAGCUGGAGUUUGGGGAUGAUGCCAUUCAUGGGGAGGAGGCCUAUGCUUUGUGGGGGGAUGGGGAGAAGGAGAAGUUUGAGAAUUCUAAGAACAGAGGUGAAGUUCAGAUGGCUUGA
This is a messenger RNA of Juglans regia (Persian walnut), 1404 nucleotides long. Its product is annotated as ammonium transporter 2 member 5-like. Gene Ontology annotation, cellular component: plasma membrane. The transcript has 3 exons. Gene Ontology annotation, molecular function: ammonium channel activity. Gene Ontology annotation, biological process: ammonium transmembrane transport. The record is from RefSeq and is a predicted model, not a curated record. NCBI's taxonomy places the organism in Eukaryota, Viridiplantae, Streptophyta, Magnoliopsida, Fagales, Juglandaceae. Bases 1 to 1404 code for a protein of 467 amino acids.